Messenger RNA from Myxocyprinus asiaticus (Chinese sucker), 3739 nucleotides. Its product is annotated as casein kinase I. The coding region runs from base 669 to 1718 and encodes 349 amino acids. Gene Ontology annotation, molecular function: ATP binding; protein serine/threonine kinase activity. Lineage: Eukaryota; Metazoa; Chordata; Actinopteri; Cypriniformes; Catostomidae. Gene Ontology annotation, biological process: signal transduction; peptidyl-serine phosphorylation; endocytosis. The transcript is spliced from 10 exons. Gene Ontology annotation, cellular component: nucleus; cytoplasm. The record is from RefSeq and is a predicted model, not a curated record.
UGUAGCAGCACAAGCGACCAGAGAGAGUAAAUGGUAGGUGUAGGGCCAGUACAGCUAGGACGGAGUCGUUCUCAAAAUCCGACUUCAUCCUUUUUUAAACAAGUUAUUUUCAGGGUAAAACUUACGGGAGCAUAAAGUUCACACUUUACUCUUUUUAGCGAGCCUAGUAUUUUGAUGGUCACCGAUUCGUAAUGUUAUAAAACGACUGGUGAAAGCGGGUAGCUUACUGUGAAGGGAAUUAGCAGGAUAGCAAGCUGUAUAAGGGGAUUCUGGCUGGGAGAGACGGAAGAAUAGACGGAUAACAAAGGACACAUUUCCGUUGGCUUCCUGGCUUUUACCGAACAAAUAUAAUUUAAAUAUCUCCCGUUAAAGCUAGCCUUAUUGCUAGCUUUGUUAUUUAGUCAUUUAUCAUGGAAUUGAGAGUAGGAAACCGAUACAGACUGGGAAGGAAGAUUGGCUCUGGAUCCUUUGGUGACAUUUAUUUGGACACACAGAAUGAGUCACACCAAACUUUUACUCAACAUGCAGUGAAAGGCUAAACUUCUUCGCCACUACACUACUCAAUCACUGGUGGCACAGACAUCUCUGUGGGAGAAGAAGUAGCCAUCAAGCUAGAAUGUGUGAAAACAAAGCACCCACAGCUGCACAUCGAGAGCAAGAUCUACAAGAUGAUGCAAGGAGGCGUCGGUAUACCAACAAUCAAAUGGUGUGGAGCAGAGGGAGAUUACAAUGUGAUGGUGAUGGAGCUGCUGGGACCCAGUCUGGAGGAUCUCUUCAACUUCUGCUCUCGCAAGUUCAGCCUUAAGACUGUUCUUCUGCUGGCUGACCAGAUGAUCAGCCGUAUCGAGUACAUCCACUCCAAGAACUUCAUCCACAGAGACGUCAAGCCCGACAACUUCCUUAUGGGCCUGGGGAAAAAGGGCAACCUUGUUUACAUCAUUGACUUUGGCCUGGCCAAGAAGUACAGAGAUGCUCGCACCCACCAGCACAUUCCUUACCGCGAGAACAAAAAUUUGACUGGAACUGCUCGCUACGCUUCCAUCAACACCCACUUGGGAAUAGAGCAAUCCAGACGAGAUGACUUGGAGUCUCUUGGCUAUGUGCUCAUGUACUUCAACCUGGGCUCUUUGCCAUGGCAGGGUCUAAAGGCAGCCACAAAGAGACAGAAGUAUGAGCGUAUCAGUGAGAAGAAAAUGUCCACUCCCAUUGAAGUCCUCUGCAAAGGAUACCCAUCUGAGUUUGCCACGUACCUCAACUUUUGCCGCUCUCUUCGCUUUGAUGACAAGCCCGAUUACUCUUACCUGAGACAGCUCUUCAGGAACCUUUUUCACAGACAAGGCUUUUCAUACGACUACGUUUUUGACUGGAACAUGCUCAAAUUCGGUGCAAACAGAGCAGCAGAAGAUCCAGAGAGAGAGCGAAGAGAUCGGGAGGAAAGAUUGCGGCAUGGGCGGAAUCCUGCUGCCCGUGGCAUGAUGCCUUCCGGCUCAGGUAGACCCAGAGGAACACAAGAAGUAGCACCGCCCACACCCCUCACGCCAACCUCACACACAGGAAUGGAACGAGAGAGGAAAGUCAGUAUGAGAUUGCACCGCGGUGCCCCCGUCAACAUUUCCUCCUCUGAUCUAACUGGCCGACAGGACACCUCACGCAUGUCCACAACACAGGCUCUUUCUCGUGUCACUCCAAGUGGCCUGCAGUCUGCAGUCCCUCGAUGAGACCCUACGCUCUCCUCCAGAGCAGACCAACAGCCCUGAUCUGCACUAGGACUUCUCCAGCAGCCUCUAACCAUGUGAAAUCAACCUCAGCAAAUCAAAUCUAAUCAGAAAUUCUUUCAUCCUUCCUCUCAAAAUUAAAUACACUCGAGAGUCACGCAAACUCAAGAAAUUGAAAAAUGUUUUUUUUUUUUUUUUUUGGCACUCCACACUCAAACAUGUUCACACCUACACAUGCACACAACUCAAAAGACACCAAGGCACAUGAAUUGUGCUUUUUAACAUCGCUGUGGCGAGAUGGGAGGGACGGAACAGGCAGGGUGGGGGGGCUUGAUACUUUGGCCAUCGCUGCCUUUGCCCCGAUACACCAGGAGGAGAGGGCCAACCUCCUGCCAUUCAGGGGCCUCUUCACAAACAGAGCGUUUUGGCUGAAGCCACGUGCAACUGCUCUGAUACUGCGGCUCACCCUCUCCUGUUGCAAAAAAUUACUUUGACACAGCUUGGAAUGCAGCUGUACUGAUAGCCAUUGACAUUUUGCUUACCAUUAACCUUUUUAUUUGGCCUUUCGCUUGUAUACAACAGAUUAAAUUGAUUUCACACUGGCUUCAGUCUUUUGCAGGUGAAUUUUUUUUUAACAGCAUUAAAAAGCUUACUGAAACUGACAUGCAGAAUUAAAUGGAUUUGAAAGCCUGUUAAGAUUGUGGCAGGAUGAAGGCAAUGUCCUUUUUAUGUCUUUUUCUAGUUUAUUAUGUGGAAGGCCAGACUAAGAAACAUACAGCAAAAUAAAGGUUUGUAAAAGGCACCACAAUACCACCUUCGUACUAUUACACAUUUUAAGAUGACAUUUUUUAGUUUUCUUUGCAUCAAACAAUCUGGCCCUCUUUAACUCAACUUGCUCAUUGAUUUUAUUGCGUUCCUGUAAGCUUUUCAUUUGUUUCUUGAAAGCUGUGAAAUGCCUGUACUGUAGAGAUAUUGAUGUUAUUAAUGUUGCUGUUUGUUUCUUUUUACCCCCCAAACUAAGGUUAGUGGUUUUACAACAAUGUGGGUGCAUAUAUGGUUGGAUUAAGACUGUUGGACAGUGUCCACAUUCACUAAAGUACAUUUAUAGUAGGACUUCUAUAAUGAGAAAAAGGGCUUCAUCUUUCCAAAGGAGGGUAUGAACAUUGUAUUAACAUUUGUUCUAACCUGAGAGACUUGGGCAUAAGUUGAGACAGACUUAUUUGUUUAAAUGUGCAUUUGGAUCCAGAAAUGGAUGUCUCGAGCCCAGCUUGUCUCAUUUGAGGGUACACCAGCAAUCAUUGAAGCCAUGCCUGAUUGAUUUUCUUUUGACUGACACUUUUUGAAAUUGAGAUGCAAGUUUUUCUUUUUCCAACUUUAUUUUCAAAGUAUUACAGAUGCUUUUAGUACAUUUCUCUUGUUUCAGAAGUGUGGUUUCUUGACUUACUGGUGCUACAAGUCACAGAGGAAGUGGAUGGCAGCCUGCCUUUCCAUAUCAUUCAGCAUAGUAGAGCAUAGGCUUAUUCUGUAGUCAUGGGGUGGGGGGGACUAGUGGUGAAACUCUUAAAUUCUGUUGUCAUGUGUAUAUAGGAUGUUUCUAGUGAUGGCAAAGUACCAUUUUUCAUAGCCACUGUCUGUGUGUGUGUAUGUGUGUGUGUAUUGUGAGUAUGGGGAAAUGGCUAGUGCUUAGAGAGGUGAGAGGGACUUUGUUCCGUUCUAGAUUUGCUAAGUUAGUAUUUUUUCUCUUCACUGGUGGUCUCACAGAAAUAGUUGCUCCAGUACUUGUUUAAGUUUAGGCACAAGUGCACUCUUGUCUGGGAUCGACUGAUUAUGGAUUUCUCUGUUUCAUUUUCUGGUUCAUUCUACACAUGACUGCUUGGCCAGUCCUGCUUCACACAAGCAUUACACUGUGCUGUAUCAGGUGGAAUUAUGGAAAUCUUCCUUCCCUGGGGGAUUUUAUUUUCCUCAUUUGUAUUGCCACUGUAUUUGUGUAUUUUAAAAUGUGUAAAUAAAUUAAGUACUUGUAA